This is a messenger RNA of Thamnophis sirtalis, 248 nucleotides long. The record is from RefSeq and is a predicted model, not a curated record. Lineage: Eukaryota; Metazoa; Chordata; Lepidosauria; Squamata; Natricidae.
UGCCGCCACCUGCAGCUCCGGCUUCCUCCGCCUGGCGUAACUCUUGCCAUACCUGGCGAGGCCACGUCAGGGGCUCCAGCCACGGCCGGUCGCUCGGAUCCCUCCGCACCAUGAUCCCCGCUCGAGGCGGGGGCUCCAUGCCUCCGCCGCCCAACGCCACUGCCUAUUACCCCCCGCCGCGCGUGAAUCUGCCCUCCGGCUUGGAAAUCCUGCGCACUUACUCGGGGGCCUUCAUCUGCCUGGAGAUC